Molecule: messenger RNA, 1745 nt
Organism: Folsomia candida
Lineage: Eukaryota; Metazoa; Arthropoda; Collembola; Entomobryomorpha; Isotomidae
Product: lysosomal acid glucosylceramidase
Exons: 5
Coding region: 64-1623 (519 amino acids)
Biological process (GO): glucosylceramide catabolic process
Molecular function (GO): glucosylceramidase activity
Source: RefSeq, a predicted model, not a curated record
CAAGUAUAAAAGGUCCCGAAAUUCGCAACAUUGAUUCAGUUCAACCAACCUAAUUGCAAAAAUAUGCAUCAAGUUCUCGCCUCAACUGCCCUAGUCCUGGGCGUCGUAUCGCUCGCAUGGGGCCAACUUCCCUGCCAACCUCGCCGCUUUCCUGAGGGAAUGGUCUGCAUGUGCGAUGAGUUGUGGUGUGACACCCUUUCACCCACCGUGGCAUCGCCGCCCGGCACCGUCCAAAUCUUUGAAAGCGAUCGCGACAACGACAAACGUUUCGUCCGUCGACUUCAAGACUGGAACGGAACUGAAGACCCGAUCGGGCAGACGUGGAACAUCAUUUUGCAGAAACAAUCACUCCAACAAGAAAUACUAGGGAUUGGAGGAUCUUUCAGCGACGCGGCGGCUCUGACAAUCGGUCGUCUAUCUCCGAAACUUCAGAGGGAUGUUUACACCUCAUUCUUUGCUGAUACCGGGGUAGAAUUUGCUCUUGGAAGGAUUACAAUUUCAGGCUCGGACUUCUCAACGAGGUCGUAUUCUUACGACGACGUUGUAGAAGACAUUGGGUUGGACUCGUUUUCCUUGGUCGAUGAGGACAUCUCUUAUAAGAUUCCACAAUUAAAAUUAGCCCGAGAAGUUGCUGCUCAAGAUGUGAAAUGGUUUGGCUCAAGCUGGGCCCCACCUGCAUGGAUGAAGACGAACAAUGCUUCCAACGGUGCCGGAACUUUGAGGGACGGACCGGGUUCUGCAAUUUGGGAGUCUUACUCAAAAUAUUUGGUCAAGUUCUUGGACGCCUACAAAGAAAACGGUGUCGAUCUUUGGGGCAUGACUGUACAGAACGAGCCAAUGACCGGUUUCGCCCCAGACUAUCCUUGGAACACUUGCGGCUUCACUGCCGCCAUGGAAAGAGACUUCGUAAGCCAGCAUCUCGGCCCAAAUCUCAACGCUGCUGGGUACGACACCUCGUCGAAUUUCUCCUUAAUGGUUCUGGACCACGAUCGCUCCUACAUUCAAAACUGGACCGACACCAUCUUAACCGACCCCGUCGCUGCGCAGUACGUGGCUGGCGUGGCGGUCCACUGGUACGGCAAUGACUUCGUUCCCGUCUCAAUUUACGAAGAGAUUGUGGCCAGAUUCAACAAAUUCAUUCUUUCCACCGAGGCGUCCAUGGUUUUCUGGGAAGACCCGGUCGGGUUGGGGAAUUGGUACCUUGCCGAAACCUACAUGCAAGACAUUGCCAGCACGACGUCGCACUCCGUGGCUGGAUGGGUGGAUUGGAACUUGGCCUUGAAUAUGUCUGGGGGACCAACCUGGGCUGGCGUGAGUGAGCGUUCCGCACCAAUCAUUGUGAACGAUGAGGGAACAGAGUUUUACAAGACGCCAAUGUUCUACGCGCUGGGUCACUGGAGUAAAUUUGUCGUUCCUGGGUCAAGGAGGAUUGCGACGGUGCCUCCGCACCCGGGUACUUCCGAUUUCCACUUUACUGCCUUCUUAAGACCGGACGGUGGAGUGGCAAUUGUCGCCUGUAAUAUGUACAUGGAGCCGCAAGUUAUCAAUUUGACGGAUGCGGAUCGAGGCAACAUUAAAAUUUUAGUGGGGCCCAAAUCCUUCAAUAGUUACUUGUAUUAUUAGAAAAUUUUGGAAAAGGUCAUAAAAUAAUUAGGGAAAAUGUAAAUUAGUUAACCAAAAUGUGUUCAUUGGAUUGGCGUGUUGUGCAGAGGCUACACAAUAAAUUAUGGGUUUAAAAAUUAUAA